GGCUACAGUUGAACUGUUUCAUUUCUGAUUUGACCAUAUUUCCCGUUGGUGCGUUGCUGCAUUAUGGGAAGCCUUUGUGUUAUGUUCAUUUUAGCCCAUAGAGGUCGCUAUCUUAUUACUGUUUAUCCAUCGACAGCCAUGUAUUUAUGAUAUAUAGCCUAACUAAUAUUAUAUAUAACUGAUAAUGUACAAUUACAUUCUGUUAAGAAAAAUUACGAAAGUAGCCUGCAUCCUGUGAAUGAACUAUUACGUAACAUGAAAAGAAUCCUUAAAGGCUGUAGAGCACCUUUUCAAUUCAAAUAUUAGAAAUACUCCAAUGUUUACAUCAUAUGUUGCGGCUGGUUGCAGGUAAAACGUUAUUUGCCUGUAUUUAUCGUGGCUACCUAUACUGACAGCAUUUCUUUUAAUGCGCGCUUAGCCCUCGCAUUGUUACGGGGCUAUUUUCUGCCCAUCUGCCCCCACUGGUUUUAUGUACAAACACAGAAGCAAUCGUAUAGGCUACAUGUAGGGUAUUCAGUAAACAAAACUGUUUAAUGCAAAGCAGUGCCAAGUCUUCUGUGGAAAAGUUCUCUGUCAGAAUUUCCACAUGCGCUUUGGACCAGAGCUGAAUUAUGUUUUUCUAUAAAUAUAUAAAAAUGUAAAUGCAUUUACUGCAUUAAUUGACUAUUUAUCAUGUGACAAUAAUUCGGCGGUUGUUGGGAGGAUCUAUGGUGUAGGCCUCGAGUAAACGUAGCUUCAGUCUAUUGGGAAAUGUACACAGUAAAAAGUCCAGUGUUCAUUCAACUCUACCAGAUAACAAAUGAACAUUUCACUGUGCAUUAUGCGCAGUAGGAUUCGUAUUUCUGUUCAUCGGCUCCAGAACCUCAAAGAUUAUACGUCACACUUACUAUUUCAUUUGAUUGUGCCUAUAAAUUCUGAAUUGUAAUAUUUGAUGGCACAGAAAACUGGACAUUUGACGUUGUCAAGGAAGUAUUCGCCUAUACCGUGCACUAUUUGAAACAUUCCCAAAUAAAUUACAAUUAAAAUUUUGUAAGCAAAAAUAGUAAUCAUAUUUUAUUAUUAUUACACAUAGCCCAUUUUAAUUAACACAAUGUUCAACGUUUCCGAUCAGUCCGGGCAGCCCGUUUUCAUGUCUUAUUAAUUUCCCCAACAAACGUUCAAGGGAGGUGACCCAUAAACCAACUCUUAGGGAAUGACAAACUUUCAGAAGCGCACUUUCCCAAGUGAAUGGCGGCUAGGUCCGGCUACACCUUUAGUGUUAUUAUAAGCGACUCACUUUAGGUGCGUGCGGAUAAAGCAUCGUUUGCACACACUCCUUUAAGUCUCUGUUCAAAUGUUAGUUUUCGUCAUUCGCUGCCAUUGUCUCCACAUAUAUUGCGAGCCGGUUUGCGAUUUGUGCAACUUGUGUUUAUGAUAUGCCAGUCGCAAAUGGUUUUAUAGGCUAGUUAAGUGCAGUAGCUAUUAUUUUUCUUUGUGACAACGCAGGCGUCUAGUUAAAAUUUCCCAUUCCUGUUUAUCGAUCGUCACGAGAACGAAACUUUUAUGGUCAGACUUUAAAAUGUCGCCCAGUGCAAUCAACAAUUUCUUUUGCUAAGCGGACUCACGGAAAGAGAUUGUUAAAAAAAAAUUUAAAAAAGCAAAACCAACUCCGUAUAAAAUGGAAAUGAAGUUAUAAUUUGCACCAACAGUCAGAGGUUAGUCAUUUGCCUACCGUAGGCUACUUCCAGGGGCACUUACGUAAACUCCAUAUCCCUUUGUAAUAGCCCUGUCCUCAUCUGCUGCCUAAUUGGACUAUAUAAGACCAAUAACGAUGGAGCGCCUACAGCCUACAUGCCAAAGCGCCAAAUCUAGGGAGGGUGGACUUAGUUGUUAACGCAUUCACUCACACACACACUCUCUCUCUCUAUUUCUCUCUCUCUCGCUCUCUCUCUCUCUUUCUGCUUCCCAUCCCUUCCUUAAUCCCAUUUGCCAUUGUACGUGCCCAAUCGCCGUAUACUCUCCGCAUUUAACUUGGAUGACAUUUUUAUUUCAUCAUUAGCAUCUGGCGCCAGACUGACGCAGUUGCAUUGCUACAUUUUCAGAGAGGACCACAGGACCUGGAUGCAAGAUUGAUGUUACUUUUCGGCGUAUUUCUUUAUAUUUGCCGUCAUUGCCGCUCAUGUUACAAUAUACUCAGCCUAUGAAAAAGCUUUGAAAGUAUAACAAGAAGGAAACAAGAUAAAAUAAACCAACAACCGUAUCUCCUUCGGUAUUGCCUUUUUAAAGAUUUUAUUUUACAACGCGCAUUUGUGGUCUGAGGCAUUCGGACCACAAAACAUUUAGCAGCAAUGCCCGAGACAGCGCAAGAGACCUGCACUCCUGCUAAAGAUUCUCCAUUUUUCAUUAAGAACCUUCUGAACUGCGAUAGCAAGCCCUCCAAACCCAAGCCGGUCCUUGCGUCGUCGAAAGGGGCAUUGGAGGGCAGCUUUUCACUGUCUCAGGUCGGGGACUUAAGUUUUCCUCGCUUUGAAUUACCCACCCAGAGGUUUGGUCUGCCGGCGCACUACCUGGAGCGAGCCGCGGCAUGGUGGUACCCCUACACGCUCAGCGCGUCCAGCCAUCUACACCGGACUGACGUCCCAGAAAAAGCAAACGCCAGGGACUCGUCUCCGGCCUCUGGCACAGACAGAGAUUCCCCUGACCUGGUGCUCAAAUCCGACACCGACGCCAAAGAGGAUGAAGAUAACAAAAGUGCUGACGAAAUCGUUCUGGAAGAGAGUGAUUCGGAGGAAGGAAAGAAAGAAAGCGGGGUGGAUGACUGGAGGAAAAGGGAGGACAGUCCGGAUAAGAAACCGUGCCGGAAAAAGAAAACGCGCACCGUUUUCUCUAGGAGCCAGGUCUUCCAACUGGAGUCCACCUUUGACAUGAAGCGGUACCUGAGCAGCUCGGAGAGAGCGGGCCUUGCAGCGUCGCUGCACCUCACAGAGACACAGGUAAAGAUUUGGUUCCAGAACAGAAGAAACAAGUGGAAGAGACAGCUCGCGGCCGAACUGGAGGCCGCUAACUUGAGUCACGCGGCGGCACAGAGGAUAGUGCGCGUGCCCAUUUUGUACCACGAGAACUCAGCCUCGGAGACCGGGAGUCCGGCGGGCAACGUGCCAGUCAGCCAGCCUCUACUCACGUUUCCCCACCCUGUGUACUAUUCACACCCUAUAGUCACUUCAGUACCGCUCCUCAGACCAGUUUGAAAACUAAGUUUUAUGUUUGUUUGUUUUUUCUUUUAUUUUCUAUAUUUGCCAUGUAAUUUAAAUGUAAUAUUACUUAAUAUGACUAACGUUAUAAUCAUUAUUUUUGUAAGAAAAAUAAAAAAAUGAAUCUUGAAAUUUUACGAGCCGAAGUUUAAUUUUCAGCCAUUUUUAAAGUUAAUCAUUCAUAUAAUAUGCGCCACAUUAUUAUUAUUAUUAUUAUUAUUAUUAUUAUUAUUAUGGGGCUCCACGUUAUAAAGUUAUGGGUAAGUUUUGUAAAACAAUACACGCGGAAAUUAGGCCUGAAAACAUGCUUUGGGGCAAAGACUUGUUUUUCCUUUUUAUAAAUUAAAAGUGAUUUCACUGUUUCAUGACUAGGAAAUUCCGUUAAAAUGUGAGACGCCCACAAAGAUAGACAGGACAUCCUUAUGGCGGCCGGAUUAUCUUUCCGUUUUUGGCCGCAGUGUUCAUUUGAAAUGGGAUAUGUAAGUUAAUGCAAUUUGCAAAACAGUGUAGGCUAUGUAAAACUUGCUUCGAUGUAUUGUUUAAGAAAUCGUACAUGAGUUUGUUUUGUAUAUUGUUAUCAAUGUUACUUUAAUAUUUGUGCAAUACUGUCCGCUAUGUCAACGCACUGUAAAGUAAAAUUAUCAUCUUACUGUACAUUAGCGUUCUUUCCUUAUUUCCAUUUUUCUUUUUCUUUUAUUAUUUUAGGCCGAAUGUGAAUGCCGUAACUUAUUUACUUUCGGCACGGACAUAUAGGCUUCGAUAAAAAAUACACCCUUCACGCAUUUAAGCGCUUUAUAUGGGGGACAAUCACUGUUUAUUUUUUAUCAUGUUUUCAUUUUUUACACUUAAAUGAUAAAAAUACAUGUCUCAUGCCUACUGGUCUCUCAUGAUUCACCGAUGUUAAUUUACUUGAAGGCAAUCAUUGAUUAUGUAAUUUUUAAACUUUUUUUAAUGAUAACACAUUGUACAAAUGAAUAUGUAUAUAAGUAAGGAGAUAAGCCAUGCAGUUGCUACUCUCCUUUUGUAUUAUAGAACAAACUUUUUGAUAUUGUAUUGCUGAAUUGCGUUGUGGAAUAAAUUGAAAGCUUUCUUUAUUCGGUCCUUGUGUGUAAAUUGUGAUGACACAAAACAGAAAAAGUGGAUUUUCGGUUUACUUUUAUCGAAGUCGAAAGACAAAAACUCCAUGUUAAUUUCCAGCUUUCUCAGACAACUACAUUUUAUAGUGCACCUAUAAAAUAGUUGAUACUCCAAAUUCGCGAACAUUCAUUUAAACAAGUUUUAACCAACAGUCGCUGUUUCAGUGUCACUUCAUUGUACGUUCUAAUUAAUAAUAUU
This is a messenger RNA of Anguilla anguilla (European eel), 4565 nucleotides long. Its product is annotated as homeobox protein HMX3-like. Bases 2328 to 3227 code for a protein of 299 amino acids. Gene Ontology annotation, biological process: regulation of transcription by RNA polymerase II. The transcript has 2 exons. Gene Ontology annotation, molecular function: RNA polymerase II transcription regulatory region sequence-specific DNA binding; DNA-binding transcription factor activity, RNA polymerase II-specific. The record is from RefSeq and is a predicted model, not a curated record. Gene Ontology annotation, cellular component: nucleus. Lineage: Eukaryota; Metazoa; Chordata; Actinopteri; Anguilliformes; Anguillidae.